GGGUUAUAUCCUCAGUAAGUGGCAGUUUCAUUAAUCAGAGUUUGUACUUUUUCUGACCUCAGUGCAGAUUUGGUGUGUGCUAUAUAAUUGGGUUUAUAUGCAAAUGUCAGAAAUGUGCAUCAGAACUGAGGUUUCCUAAGUGAUACUAGUGGUGACAUAUGCAAUACUGAUAAUUGAAAAGAGUUGUCAAUGUUCAAAGGAUUGUUCUACUGCUAGCAUGAAGAUUUGAGUUCAAAUCCCUAGUGCGGCUGGUUCUAUUUAGCAAUGCUAAGCUCAAUAGGGUGAUUUCAUCAUGCAAUUAACAUGAAGUUUAUCAAUUUGCAUACUUGCUGAGUAGCUGACAGUGCUUAGGGUGGGGAAUUGUCACACAUUUGAUGUUUUUAUAUGUCAUCAAACUGAGUUGUUACCAGUACAGUUACUCUAUGAGUAAACUUGCCGCUCAGGUUUCUGUUCCUCAUUUCGACAACACUUCUACGAUGGCUAUGAAACCAUGUUGGCAUUCUGGAGAUUGACUGCUUCACACUCAACUCUCAAUCACUUUCCGCUGUUUGGUUAUGUGGUGGAACCCACUCACUUCCCACAGAACACACAGCAUUUGAAUUAUCAUUUACCUGUUUUGAAGAAUUGGCCUCCCUUGUAUGCUUUUGUUCAUUCAUUCCCUAGAUUUCAUUCUUUGGGAGCCAUGCACGUCAGUGCUGACAUGGCUGAGAAAUUUGAUAUUCUCAAUGUCUGCCAUUCUAUACUUGGCAUGAAUUCAUAUGAGAAGCAAAGCUCGAUCAGGGAGGUUCAAUCAAUGCAUCAUACUGACUCUCCAGACAGUAUUAGCAAGGAAGAGAAGGAAAGACAGAGACGAAAAAAAAUAGGACUAGCCAACAAAGGGAGAGUACCAUGGAACAAAGGCAGGAAACAUAGUUCGGAGACUUGUGCGCGAAUCAAACAGAGAACAACAGAAGCCUUAAAAGACCCCAAGGUUAGAAAGAAGAUGUCUGAGCAUCCCCGGCCUCAUAGCGCGGAGUCCAAGGCAAAAAUGCGUUCUUCACUUAGACGUGUUUGGGGACAGCGUUUAAAAUGGAAACGGUUAAGGGAGAAAUUAUUUCUGUCAUGGGUUGAAAGCAUAGCAGAGGCAGCUAAGAAAGGUGGUAGAGGACAGCAAGAGCUGUGUUGGGAUAGCUAUGAGAAGAUAAAGCAAAAAUUACAUCUCCAAGAGCUUCAGCUGGCUGCUGAAAAGAAAAAGGAAAAGGCGAAGGAGAGGACAAAGCAAAGAGCAACGACAGCAGAACAAGUUAAAGAAAAAAAUAUGGCAAGGAUUGCUUGUGAGAGGAGAAAAGAUGGAGAAGUCUAUGAAGAUACUGAAGAGUUGACAGUUCUUCAAGGGCGGAAUUGUAAGCAGAGAUUAAUGAAGUUGGAAAGAAAAACUUCAACAAAUGGACAAGUUGCUGCUCGAGGGGACAUAGUCAUGUCGCAUAUCUCAGCUUUUGAGAAACUGGAUCUAGAGCUUAUGAAGAGAGAAAAAAUGCAGAAAGAAUUUUCAUUUGCAGACCAGAUCAAAGCUGCCAAAAACAAAAGAAUGGAAUUAACUAUGGAAGCCUUAUCCUCUGUUCAUGCAGCCAACAAGAAACCAGGGGAGUAUGCUUAAAUUUCCACAUGCCUAGCAGCAGUUGAAAUAGAGGUAAGAGGUGUAUGGAGGGCAACUUUUUUUUCUUCUUUAAAGAGGGACAAUUUGCUUGUUUUUAUGUAGCUUAAUGUUCAUUUGUUGAUGGUUUGUAGAAAGAGAAAAUAUCGGACUCUUGGAUGCAUUUUUCCAACUAGUCGCAAGAGUCUGGUCAUUUGUUUUCAGGGCUUCAUUCCAAUGUUAUAUGGAAGAGGUCCAUCUGGCGACAGCUUUAUGUGAAAAAUUUGUUGGGUGAAUUUGUCAUGACCAGAAAUUAUAUAAUCCGCUUUCAAGCAUAGGAAA
This is a messenger RNA of Prunus persica (peach), 1954 nucleotides long. RefSeq lists its product as uncharacterized. Gene Ontology annotation, molecular function: DNA binding. The transcript is spliced from 6 exons. Bases 491 to 1636 code for a protein of 381 amino acids. The record is from RefSeq and is a predicted model, not a curated record. Lineage: Eukaryota; Viridiplantae; Streptophyta; Magnoliopsida; Rosales; Rosaceae.